AUGUCAUGUGUAGUAGUGCAUAGGUAAAUCUAUCACAUGAUUGCUCAGCGUCUCUGAGCAGCAGAAGGCAGCAGCAGCAGGAGCAGGAGCAGCAGGAGGAGCGGGGCUUCAUGUAAACACACCGCGCACAGGGCUUUGUUUCACACACACUCAUACACACACACACACACACACACACACACGCUCGUCGCAGGCUCCCCCGUUCUUCUAGUCAUGCCAUGGAUAUUUUGUGGCAAUACCAGUUCAGGAUAAUUUUACUCGGGGAUUCCACGGUGGGCAAGUCGUCGCUGCUGAAGCGCUUCACGGACGGAAUUUACAGCGAUGUGGCGGAUCCGACGGUCGGGGUAGAUUUUUAUGCCCGCUCGCUUGAUGUCGAGCCCGGGGUGAAAAUAAAGCUCCAGCUCUGGGAUACUGCCGGCCAGGAACGAUUCAGGUCCAUCACGACAUCAUACUACCGUAACUCCGUGGGUGGGCUGCUAGUCUUCGAUCUCACCAACAGGAAGACCUUCGACCAUGUGAAGGAGUGGCACAAGGAGGUGAGUGAGCACAUCCUGCCUCACCACAUGGUCUACAUCCUCAUCGGCCACAAGAGCGACCUCAACAAAGACCGCAAGGUGAGCCGGGACGAGGCGGAGCAGCUGGCGGCCGAGCUCGGCAUCCGCUACGUGGAAACGUCCGCCAAGUGCAACAGCAACGUGGACCGAGCCUUCGAGCUGCUGACCAGGGACAUCUACGAGCUGAUGAAGAUGGGGGAGAUUGUCACCCGCGACGGAUGGGAUGGAGUGAAGAGCGGCCUCACUGCCAAGGUCCUCUACCCGGAGGACGAAGAGGAGCUGGCCGCUGCGACGGCUGAAAAGGGCUGCCACUGCUGACUUAGAACUCUCUGAGUCCAAACACUGUCUUCUUGUCACACCAAGAGCUCACCUCGUCUCACAGCCGUCCAUCCAAACCAAGUCUCUCAGGCUUAGCACCCUGAAAUCACCAUCCAUCACCCCCUCACCUUGUGCUCCGUGCCCUUUCUGUGUUCAGGUUCUUAUGACAACUGGAGUUUUAUCUAAGACGAGGGUUGUACACCCCGAUGUGUAUCUUUUAGGCAAGUUGUAUCUCUAAAUCCACAUGGUGUAGCAUGAAACAGCCCGUUUGAGACCAUAGGUUCAGAAAGCUACAGAGGGGAUCAUGUCG
Molecule: messenger RNA, 1182 nt
Organism: Labrus mixtus (cuckoo wrasse)
Lineage: Eukaryota; Metazoa; Chordata; Actinopteri; Labriformes; Labridae
Gene: rab42a
Product: RAB42, member RAS oncogene family a
Exons: 2
Coding region: 219-872 (217 amino acids)
Biological process (GO): Rab protein signal transduction
Cellular component (GO): Golgi membrane
Molecular function (GO): GTP binding; GTPase activity
Source: RefSeq, a predicted model, not a curated record